CGUAACUGUCAAUUCUUAUUGCAGGAGUUCGGGAGGAAUGUUUUAUUUGUAUUACAAAAUAAUUGAAUAAAACUCCUUGAUAUAACAGAAUUGUUCAUAUCCAGAAUUAUUUUUGCAAUGGCAUUAGCUAUGAGAAGGUCAUCAAGUGAGCUUUUUGGAGCAGCGAAAUGGUUUAUAAGGAGAGAUUGCCGUGCCUUAUCAACUGUUCCUGAAAGAGCUGAAGAAGCUACUGUUUCACCGAAACGAGAAAGACAAGUACAGUCCCGUUUACGAGCCAACGCAAGAAAUCCAAACUUGUCCUUACGCCAUGUAUAUCCUGAAUUCCUGCCUGAUCCCAACCCAAAAUGGAGGAACAGUCUACGUGAGAAACUGGAGAGAAGCGAUAUGUUGAAAAGGCGUAGCCAAAUUGAUAUACCUGAAUUUUAUGUUGGCUCAAUUCUAGCUGUGACCAUAGCUGAUCCCCAUGCUCAGGGCAAGACUAAUAGAUUUGUGGGAAUUUGUAUUGAACGCAAAGGAUGUGGUUUAAGGGCUGAAUUUACACUGAGAAAUGUUGUUGAUAACCAGGGUGUUGAGGUGAGGUAUGAUCUUUAUGAUCCCACAAUGCAAAGCAUCCAGGUUCUUCGCCUUGAGAAGAGACUAGAUGACAAACUGUUCUACUUGAGGGAUGCUCUGCCUGAGUACAGCACAUUCCCAUUUGACAUGGACCCUGAAAUAUUGCCUGAAGGCACACCUGUACCUGUAAAUCCUGUGCAGGUUAAACUUAAACCAAGACCCUGGCUAGAAAGGUGGGAGAGACAAGAAUUGAAAGGUGUAGCCAACAUUGAGGAGCAUUUGAAGGAGAAGGAUAGAGUCAGGAGAGAGUUGCGGGCUACACCAUGGGAGAAAUAUGACCUGAUGAAGCAAUACAGAAAAACAAUUCCUGUUGAGGAUCAGAAUGAUAUUUGGGCGGAAGUGAACCAUCAACUGAGGCAGCUGCAACUUACGCGCAAGACCACUUCAAGGAAACGUACAUUCACCACGCCUAAACCUCAACUCGGAUAGAAUCUUAGUUUUUAUUGAUUAUGUUCAGAAGUAGUUUAUUAAAGUACAUAUUGUUACAAAUA
Messenger RNA from Spodoptera exigua (beet armyworm), 1103 nucleotides. NCBI's taxonomy places the organism in Eukaryota, Metazoa, Arthropoda, Insecta, Lepidoptera, Noctuidae. The record is from the annotation of a GenBank genome assembly.